AUGGUAACAGCACUUGCUGUGGAAGUGCAUAUGCAAACACCAGUGCAGUCAGUUCUCAAGCAGCCUGCACAAUUUACCAAACCUUUUACUUAUGGUUAUGAAUUUGGUGAUGGAUUGGGAAUGUCCCAGUAUCGACAUGAAUCUUCUGAUGAAAAUGGAUUUGUUACUGGCAGUUAUGGCUACCGGGAUCCAUAUGGCGUGUACAGGAGAGUUCAAUACAAUGCUGGUGUCGAUGGAUUUCGUGCCAAUAUUUUGAGCAAUGAGCCAGGACUUGCAAGUCAUGUACCUGCUGAUGCGCCUUAUUCCGCUCUACCACCUCCACCAGCAGCCGUAGUUCAAAGUUUCAGAAGAAUACCUGUAUUUACUGCAAUUCGAAAAUGAACAUAGUGUAUGAAUCUACUGGAUUUUCGAAAUAUUGUGUGU
Parasteatoda tepidariorum (common house spider) is the source of this 423-nucleotide messenger RNA. Its product is annotated as cuticle protein 10.9 pseudogene. Lineage: Eukaryota; Metazoa; Arthropoda; Arachnida; Araneae; Theridiidae. The record is from RefSeq and is a predicted model, not a curated record.